AUGGGCUCAGGUCACGAGCACGGAAUUGGAGCCCCCUGUCUAAAAUGCAAAGAGAAGUGUGCAGGGUUUGAACUACACUUCUGGAGGAAAACAUGUCGUAACUGCAAAUGUGGGCAAGAAGAGCAUGGCAUACUCCUGAGCACUGAGGAGAACAGGAAAGUGGGGAGACUCUCUGAAGAUGCCAAAUACACCAACUUAAUGGCCAAGCUGAAAUCAGAAGCAAUUCCCAUGUGCAAACCCAAUGUAAUGGUAGUGAGCAAUCCAGUGCCUGCAAAGAAGGAUUCCCUUAAAACUGUUACCUAUGACUGGUCUCCCUCUGUCCAGAACCAGGCACUUGCCAGACAGUACAUGCAAAUGCUGCCUAAGGAAAAGCAGCCAGUGUCAGGUUCAGAGGGGGCACAGUACCGGAAGAAACAGUUGGCUAAGCAGCUCCCUGCACAUGACCAGGACCCUUCUAAAUGUCAUGAGUUGUCUCGCAAAGAGGUAAAAGAGAUGAAGCAGUUUGUGAAGAAAUACCAGAGUGAGGUUCUGGGAGUGGGUAACGUGAAGAUUCCUUCUGAGAUCAAUGCUCAAGAUAACAAGGUGCACAACCUUGCUGGAAACAGAAACACCACAGCAGUAGUGGGUUCCAAGGACAAGUCUAAGGAGUCUAAGAAGAUCCAAUAUUCCUGUUACUGUUGCAAACACCCCAUGAAAGAAGGAGAACCAGCCAUCUAUGCUGAAAGGGCUGGCUACAGUAAACUCUGGCACCCAGCUUGUUUUAUCUGCAGCAUCUGUGGUGAAAUCCUGGUAGACAUGAUUUACUUCUGGAAGAAUGGGAAGCUAUACUGUGGCAGGCAUUACUGUGACAGUGAGAAGCCCCGCUGUGUUGGCUGUGAUGAGUUGAUAUACAGCAAUGAAUAUACCCAAGCAGAGAACCAGAAUUGGCAUCUGAAACACUUCUGCUGCUUUAACUGCAACAAGGUUCUGGCAGGAAAAGUAUAUGUGAUGGUCAGAUCCAAGCCUGUGUGCAAGUCCUGCUACAUGAGGAACCAUGCUGUAGUGUGUCAAGGAUGUCACAAUGCCAUUGACCCAGAAGAGCAGAGAGUAACCUACAAACAAUUCAGCUGGCAUGCAUCCAUGGCAUGCUUCCUAUGCUCCUGCUGCAGCAAGUGUCUCAUUGGGCAGAAGUUCAUGCCUGUAGAAGGGAUGGUUUUCUGUUCCAUGGAGUGUAAGAAUAUGUUGUACUAA
This is a messenger RNA of Grammomys surdaster, 1230 nucleotides long. Its product is annotated as testin-like. Gene Ontology annotation, molecular function: zinc ion binding. Bases 1 to 1230 code for a protein of 409 amino acids. NCBI's taxonomy places the organism in Eukaryota, Metazoa, Chordata, Mammalia, Rodentia, Muridae. The transcript is spliced from 3 exons. The record is from RefSeq and is a predicted model, not a curated record.